Molecule: messenger RNA, 3118 nt
Organism: Scatophagus argus
Lineage: Eukaryota; Metazoa; Chordata; Actinopteri; Scatophagidae
Gene: sfrp2
Product: secreted frizzled-related protein 2
Exons: 5
Coding region: 956-1843 (295 amino acids)
Biological process (GO): negative regulation of canonical Wnt signaling pathway; non-canonical Wnt signaling pathway; canonical Wnt signaling pathway
Molecular function (GO): Wnt-protein binding
Source: RefSeq, a predicted model, not a curated record
GUCCGCUUGCUGCCUUACUGUGAGCCCUGCGUUAUGUGUUUGCUGGGUCUUUUGGAUUCUUCUUUUGGAUUCUUUUUACCUGGCUUCCCAGCUUCUUUCAGUUUGCCUUCUUCUGCUCUUUUAUGACAGGACUCUGCAGGUUUAAUGUGCACUGCCUCUGGCUUGUUCCAUCUGCCUCCGGAGACAAUUAAAGAGAAACACACACACAAGGGAGCCAGAGGAAGACUGUCUGCACACCAGACUGUAGCUCAAGGGGGUCUGAGAGUGGAUGGGAGCCAGAGCUGCAGAGCAGGAGGGGCAGAUUUGGUUUCACCCCGGGGUGUGCUGACUGGAGGUCUGCUUCUCACACCAGGGCAAACAAUAUUUCACCAUGUGGUUUGAACCUGCGAAGCUGCCCAGAGGAUUUCACCACUAAAGUCCUAAUGAUGGAAAAUUAACGCUCCACUGAACUGAGCUAAAUGCCCCUACUGACAACAUUUCCAAGCUAUUUACAGCGUGGGUCUAAAAGCAGCAAGUUAAGUGAUCACUCAGGAUAUGUUACUGUUGAUUUGGGCGUAAUGAGGAAAACCUGUCAGACGCGUUUUGUUAUUAUUUCCACAAAGGGCGGGAGAUGAAGCGGUGAGGCAAACUGUUAAGAAAACUACUGGGUGGUUAAAAAAAAUAAUAAUAAUAAUAUGAGCUAUAAUUGGAAAUCAAAAAUAAAAAAAAGUGAGAAUUUGGGCUCUCGUUUGAGACAAAUUUGUUUUCAAGGUUCACCUGAUAUGAGGCAAGUGCUGAAUGGAGGAACUUUUUUUUUUUUUACGCACAAUACGUAGACUCCUCCCAGACAUGCCGGGAAGAAAACCUCUUGUUACUGUAGGAUCUGACCACUGACAGAAGCUCCAUCCACGCCGACUGAUGCCCAACAAUCCCUGAUUAACAGCUGACAUUUUGCAAAGUUUUACGCGCAUACAACAUGAGAGCCUUUAUUUCAACAGUGACAGUGCUGUGGGUGGUAACAAUACCCUGCACGGAAGCCAUCCACGGAUUGUACAGUUUUGGCCAGCAUGAACUGUUCUACAAAAAGAAUAACUGCAAGCCAAUUCCUGCAAAUCUCCUCCUGUGCCACGACAUAGAGUAUACAGAAAUGCGCCUCCCGAACCUGCUCGGACAUGAAACCAUGAACGAGGUUCUGCAGCAAGCUUCGUCUUGGAUCCCGCUGGUUCAGAAGCAAUGUCACCCCGACACGAGAAAGUUCCUGUGUUCCCUCUUCGCUCCCGUCUGCCUGGACGAUUUGGACGAGCCCAUACAGCCGUGCAGGUCUCUGUGCGAGAGCGUCAAGCACGGCUGCGCGCCCGUGAUGUCCGCGUUUGGAUUCCCUUGGCCGAAAAUGUUGGACUGCGACCGUUUCCCUCUCGACAAUGACUUGUGUAUACCACCUGCAGGCAUCGAAAACUUUGCCCCAGUCACCAAAGAAGUGCCCAGAGUGUGUGACGCUUGCAAGGAAACAGAGGAAAACGACAACGAAAUUGUUGACAACUUGUGUAAGAAUGACUUUGCUCUGAAGAUCAAAGUUAAGGAGAUCUCCUACAUCAACGGUGACACCAAGAUAGUGCCAGAGACCAAGAGCAAGACCAUUUACAAGCUGAACGGUGUGACGGAGCGCGACCUGAGGAAGACUGUGCUGUGGCUGAAGGACGGCCUGCAGUGCAUCUGCGAGGAGAUGAACGACAUCAACGCUCCCUACCUGGUCAUGGGCCAGAAGAUGGACGGCCAUCUGGUCAUCACCUCGCUGAGGCGCUGGCAGAAGGGACAGCGAGAGUUUAAGAGGAUUUCACGCAGCAUCCGCAAGAUGCAGUGCUAAGAAGGAGAAAAACUGCAUGUGUCACUGCUGGGGGGAAAACCUUUAGUGUUUUUUUGUUUUGUUUUGGGUUUUUUUUUUUCCAAUUAUCCUUUUCCAGUUGUCAAACAAGCCACUACUAAGAUUCAUAGAUUCCUUUCUAGACUCCAGCAAAGGCGUUUCUUUGGCCUUGCAAAACUCACCACUUCCACUAUUUUCUGUUGGUUUAUAGCCUUGUUAGAAUGUACAGUAUCUUAAAGAAUGGGCAAUAUAUAACAUAUCUUUGGCUGACUAAAGCAUUUAUUUGACUCUAUGAUUAUAAUUCUUGUGGCUUUUUCCGUUCUGAAAGUUUCGAUGUCCCAAUACAUUCAAACUACAAUAAUCAGUUAGACUACAGUGUUUCUAAAUGGCUAAACUAACUGCACACAUUUAAAUCAGACACAAGAGCAGGAAAAUAUAGACAGAAAGUCAGUUAAAUUUUACAAGUGUGAGAUUUUGUUCAACCAUUGACUCCCAUCAAUUUUCACCUAGCAGGCACUGGGUGCCUCCGAGUGGUCGGUUCUGAAGUGGCGUGUCUUUGCUGUCACCACAUUAAUUGCAGUUAAUUGCCCUCAGCCGGUAUCCCAGGUGUUAAGACAUUGCUAAUUACAUGGUUAGAGUGAAAACUAACAAAGCUUUGUAUCCAGGAUUUAAAACGAUUGACUCUUCAAAAUCAUUGACAGAUGUGGCCUGCUGUUAAAUCCACAGUGACGGGGGUGAGUUGAAGGCAUUUUCCUUUUCUCCUCGGGUAUUCACUGGGACCUACUUCUGCAUAAUGACCUGAAAUGAAACUUGUUUUCAUGGGAUAAACAAGGUUAAAUCAUCAGCAGUUGUUUGUUAAGGAGGAUUCAAAACUUCUAAAAGCAAGAAAUUACACAAGAGUCAAAGGCCUUAAUUCAGAUGAUUGAAGUACUCAAGUUUAAAAAAAAAAAAGAAAGAUUUUGUGUAAGAUAAUUUGGUGGAGUUUAAGCCCUAAAUAAGGUCCUGGCAUCGUAUAAAAAUGCUUUUCUGUCCGAGUUUUACAGAAAUGGAUUCAUAUUGCGUGGUGCAUCAUGAGCGAAGCUGUGAUUGUCUGUGUGCGUAGUGUUGACAUUAAAGGACAAAAUGUUUUUGUAUUCCUACCGUUUUCUCAAGCAAAACUGAGAGAUAGCUGGCUAUAUUCUCUUUCUGUUCAACAUUUUAAUAUUCUGAGUAAUCUUUUUGUACUUGAGCCACGGCAUAACUUUUCUACAACAGUAUGAUUAAAAACUAUAAAGUAUU